Neltuma alba is the source of this 1980-nucleotide messenger RNA. RefSeq names its product cytochrome P450 CYP82D47-like. NCBI's taxonomy places the organism in Eukaryota, Viridiplantae, Streptophyta, Magnoliopsida, Fabales, Fabaceae. Gene Ontology annotation, molecular function: monooxygenase activity; oxidoreductase activity, acting on paired donors, with incorporation or reduction of molecular oxygen; iron ion binding. The record is from RefSeq and is a predicted model, not a curated record. Bases 1 to 1782 code for a protein of 593 amino acids. The transcript is spliced from 3 exons.
AUGUGGGUUUCGAAAAAUCAGCCACAAGUUGGCCAAAGAAAGAAAAAUCAGCCACACGGCCACACCUAUUGGCUGUUUUUUUAUCGCUAUUUAUCUUUUUAUAUUAUAUCCUGCAACACAGAAAUUAGGAAACUGGUAUCACUUAGAGAUGCCCAUACACAGCACCAGAAACCAGAUUACUGCCGCCAUGGACGUGUUAAUCAGAUCAAGCGUACCGUUAGGCACCCUGGGAUUGUUGCUCUUUCUCUACCUUCCCUUUCCAAAUCAAGAAGCCACCGUAGAAAUAAAACUACGGGUAGAGAACCGCCACCGGAAGCAGGCGGCGCGUGGCCAGUGAUAGGGCAUCUCCACCUCUUAGGCGGGCCAGAGCCACCGCACAUAACCCUAGGCAAGAUGGCCGACAAAUAUGGACCAAUCUUCACCAUGAGGCUGGGGGUUCACCCAACUCUGAUUGUGAGCAGUUGGGAGAUUGCCAAGGAGUGCUUCACCGCGAACGACAGAGUUUUUGCUAGCCGUCCCAAGUUCGUAGCCGGCCAAGUCAUGGGCUACAACUACAGCAUGCUCGGAGCCAGCCCCUACGGAUCCUACUGGCGUCACGUGCGUAAAAUCGCCACGAUGGAGGUCCUCUCCAACCAUCGCCUCGAGAUGCUCAAACAUGUGAGAGAGUCCGAGGUUAAGUCAGCCAUGAAGGACACCUAUGAUGGUUGGGCGCAGCUGAACAGCAGUAGCGGUCAGAAUCAAGAAGCAGUGCCUCUGUCUUGUGAAAUGGAGAAAUGGUUCGGAGACAUAAUCUUAAAUGUUGUGUUUAGAAUGGUGGUCGGAAAACGAUUUGUUGAGACCGAAGGGAAUGAAAGGAUUCGGAAAACAUUGAGGGAUUUGUUCGACCUGAGCGGAGCAUUCGUGAUAUCAGAUGCGUUGCCGUAUCUGAGGUGGCUGGAUUGGGGCGGCCAAGAAAAGGCCAUGAAGAAGACGGCAAACGAAUUAGAACAAUUUAUUCAGUUUUGGUUGGAUGAACACAGACGCAAGAGGGACUCCGGUUCAGGGCAAGCCAAGCCUAAGCAUAGCGCCUUCAUGGAUGUGCUUCUUUCCAGCACUGAUGAAUCUGAAAUGAUUGAUGGCAUCGAUUCUAAUACUAUGAUUAAAGCCACAAGCCUGGUGCUAAUAUUAGCGGCAACAGACACAACAACAGCAACACUAACUUGGGCUCUGUCUUUAUUACUGAACAAUCGUGAAGUCUUAAAGAAGGCAGUAGAUGAAGUAGACGGACAAGUUGGGGGAGAAAGGCUGGCAUCAGAAUCAGACUUGAAGAACCUGCCGUAUCUGCAAGCCAUCCUGAAAGAGACGCUGCGCUUGUACCCAGCCGCACCACUCAAUCUGCUGCACAAGUCGAUGGAAGAUUGCACAGUGGCAGGGUACCACAUACCCUCAGGCACCCAUCUCUUGACCAACCUCUCAAAAAUUCAACGGGACCCACGUGUAUAUGAAGACCCAUUGGAGUUUAGGCCAGACAGAUUCCUAAGUACUCACCAAGAUUUGGACUUGAGAGGGCAGCAUUUUGAGCUGAUUCCCUUUGGUGCAGGGAGAAGAAUGUGCCCUGGUGUCUCAUUUGCUCUCUUGAUGAUGCAACUCACGCUCGCCAAUCUGCUGCAUGGCUUUGAUAUUGCAACGCCUCAUAAUGAGGCAGUGGAUAUGCGAGAACAGGUCGGACUUACUAACGUCAAAGCCUCACCACUCCAUGUCCGUCUUGCUCCUCGUCUCUCAUCCCGUCACCUGUAUGGAUGACGGGGGGGAAAAAAAAAAUGAACUAGCUAGCUUUGGCUUUUAUUAUAUGGACCUGUUUUUAAGUCUGAAUAAAUAUCUAAUUAAUGAAUGGAGGCUUUUCGGGACUCAUUAUUUUUGGCCUAUUGUAUAUAUUCUUUGAGAAAAUCCCUAAAAAAUAUUAUUGAAUUUUAAAAUUUUAUAUCAAUAUUGGUUAUUAUA